Phasianus colchicus (ring-necked pheasant) is the source of this 2316-nucleotide messenger RNA. RefSeq names its product diacylglycerol kinase alpha (gene DGKA). The record is from RefSeq and is a predicted model, not a curated record. NCBI's taxonomy places the organism in Eukaryota, Metazoa, Chordata, Aves, Galliformes, Phasianidae. Gene Ontology annotation, cellular component: plasma membrane. Gene Ontology annotation, molecular function: calcium ion binding; ATP-dependent diacylglycerol kinase activity. Gene Ontology annotation, biological process: phospholipase C-activating G protein-coupled receptor signaling pathway.
GGCGGCAGCGCGCGGGCACCGGGCCGGACCGAGCGGCGGCACCGAGCGGAGCCCCGCAGGCAGCGCAAUGGAGGAGAGCGCGGAGUGGGGAACGCUCAGCCCCGAGGAGUUCGCCCAGCUCCAGAAGUACCUGGAUUACAGCAGCAGGAAGGUGCAGGAUGUGCUGCAGGAGUUCUAUGGUGACGGGGUGCUGUCCCAGCACCUUCAGGGAGAGUGCGUGGACUUCGAGGGCUUCAAGCUGUUCCUGAGGAGCUACCUGGAGGCAGAUGAUGUCCCAGACACGCUGUGCCGUCACCUCUUCAGGUCCUUCCAGAGCACGGGGCAGCCGGGCGCCGAUGCUGACCUUGUCUGCGUUAAUGAUGUCUCCUGCUACUUCUCACUGCUGGAGGGCGGGCGCCCCGAGGACAAGCUGGAGUUCACAUUUAAGCUGUACGACAAGGAUGGGAACGGGCUCCUGGACAGCUCGGAGGUGGAGCGGAUCAUCACCCAGAUGAUGCGGGUGGCCCAAUACCUGGACUGGGACGUCACAGAGCUGAAGCCAAUCCUGCAGGAGAUGAUGCGGGAGAUUGACUAUGACGGCAGUGGUGCGGUGUCGUUGGCGGAGUGGCUGCGCGGCGGUGUAACCAACAUCCCCCUGCUGGUGCUGCUGGGCCUGGAGGUGCACAUGAAGGAUGAUGGGCAGCACAUGUGGCGCCUGAAGCACUUCAACCGUCCUGCCUACUGCAAUGUGUGCGAGACGCUGCUGGUCGGGCUGCGCAAACAGGGGCUGUGCUGCACCUUCUGCAAGUUCACGGUUCACGAGCGCUGCGCCCGCAAGGCCCCCCCCAGCUGCAUCAGCACCUACGCCAAGUCCCGCAAGGAGGCCGGUGUCCAAGUCCACGUCUGGGUGAAAGGUGGCUGCGAGGCCAGCAAGUGUGGCAAAUGCCAGAAGAAAAUCAAGAGCUUCCAGAGCCUGACGGGGCUGCACUGCGUCUGGUGUCACCUCAAGAUCCACGAGGAUUGCAAGCCUGCUGUGCCCCCCACUUGUGACUGUGGGCUGCUGAGGGAUCACAUCCUGCCCCCCUCCGCCAUCUAUCCUGUGGUGCUGGAGCGGCAGAACAGCCAAAAGGAUGAGAGUGGGACGCCGGGUGAGGACGGACCACAGGUCUUCACCACUCCUGAAGGACAGGCGCUGCGGGUCAGCCCUGUGCCCGACACCCACCCACUCCUCGUCUUCGUCAACCCCAAGAGCGGAGGGAAGCAGGGAAAGAGAGUGCUCCGGAAGUUCCAGUACCUGCUGAACCCCCGGCAGGUCUACAACCUGCAGCAAGGAGGACCCAACCCAGGGCUCAAUUUCUUUCGGGACGUGCCAGAUUUCCGCAUCCUGGUGUGCGGCGGGGACGGCACCGUGGGAUGGAUCCUGGAUGCCAUUGACAAAGCCAACCUUCCCCGACGACCCCCUGUGGCCGUUCUGCCCCUGGGCACCGGCAACGACCUGGCGCGGUGCCUGCGCUGGGGUGGAGGCUACGAUGGGGAGAACCUGGUGAAGAUCCUGAAGGACAUCGAGGGCAGCAGCGUGGUGCAGAUGGACCGCUGGCACCUGCGGGUGCUGCCCACCUGCCCCACCGAGGCUGGUGACCCCGUGCCCUACGAGAUCGUCAACAACUACUUCUCCAUUGGGGUGGAUGCCUCCAUCGCGCACCGCUUCCACGUCAUGCGGGAGAAAUACCCUGAGAAGUUCAACAGCAGGAUGAAGAACAAACUCUGGUACCUGGAGUUUGCCACCUCCGAGACGCUCUUUGCCACCUGCAAGAAGCUCAAGGAGUGCCUGAGCAUCGAGUGCUGCGGGACCCCCCUGGAGCUGCGGGGUGCGCUGGCGGGGGUUGCCGUGCUCAACAUCCCCAGCAUGCACGGAGGCUCCAACCUGUGGGGUGAGACCAAGCGCCCCCUGGGGGAGGCGAGGCGGCCGCCCGGUGCCGCGCAGCCCCCGGCCAUCACCGACGCCGAAACGCUCAAGACCUGCGUGCAGGACCUGAGCGACCAGAGGUUGGAAGUUGUGGGGCUGGAGGGAGUGCUGGAAAUGGGGCAGAUCUACACCGGGCUGAAGAGCGCAGGAACGCGGCUGGCCAAGUGCUCCGAGAUCACCCUGCGGACGCUGAAAGCCCUCCCCAUGCAGAUUGAUGGAGAGCCCUGGAUGCAGCCACCCUGCACUAUCAAGAUCACCCACAAGAACCAGGCACCCAUGCUGAUGGCCCCCCCACCCCGCUCCUCCAGCUUCUUCAGCCUCAAGAAGGGCUCUAUGGAGGGCUAAAGGGGACCGGACCCUCCCCACCCCCC